Cercopithifilaria johnstoni is the source of this 648-nucleotide messenger RNA. Lineage: Eukaryota; Metazoa; Nematoda; Chromadorea; Rhabditida; Onchocercidae. The record is from the annotation of a GenBank genome assembly.
AUGAUGACUGGACGGCGGCAACAUAGACCUAUACCAGAUGAGGCACCAUUUAAAGCAUAUGUUGGGAAUUUACCGCUUGAUUUGGUUCCUGGUGACUUGGAUUCACUUUUUGCAGAUUAUGCGGUUAUUGAGGCAAAAAUGAUGCGUGACUAUGAGAAUGACCGUUUCAAGGGUUUUGCUUACAUUGAAUUUCGAACUCGAGAGGAUUUGGAAAGAGCUCUUGCUUUGAACGGUGUAGAAUACGACGGACGAGUGUUACGUGUGGACGUAGCAGAUGCGCCACGUGGAAGAGAGCGUAGGGGUGGCGGCCGUGGUAAUUUUGGUGGGCGUGGCGGUAGUUCACGUGGUGGUGGACCACCUUUCAGAGGCGAUAGCAGACGUGGCGGUGGGACUAGCCGAUCUGGCGAACGGCCUAAUAGUAGGAAUGAUAAUUUUGGCAAUAUGGAUUAUGAUGGGUCAGAUAGAGGUAGCAUUAGCCGCGGUAGAAGUCAAAAUGUCGAGCUCGCUGCACAUUCUAGUGCACCUGGUAGGCCUCAUUUAAACUUGAAACCACGCACUACUGACCCAGAAGAAUUGGAAAGAUUGAAGAAAAUUGAAGAAGAAGAAACAAGAAAACGUCAAGCACGUAUCUUUGGAGUAAAGGAAUAG